UGAACAGCAUAUUUAUCGUGAGCAGUGUAGGCAUCCUUCAUUUUAGUACACCCAUGCAACGAUUUUAGCUGUUCAACCUCCUCAUCAGCUGUUUCACUCACUCCAGCACUCCAAUUCCACGUGUCGCCAACCAAAACAGUCCAACUUUGCUCCAAGCAGUCCUUCAUCGUCCUUCCAUCGCAAAGCUUCCAUCAACCAUUCCUGGGGAAAAUUCCCAAUCGUUUGGGAAAGCUUUUCCAACCGCAUUCGGUUUGUUUUCAUCGCUCGCCUCUCUCAAUCCACGUGUACCCGAGGGCUAAUCGGCUCUCAUUAGAAGCUCGUUCUCUCCGAGAAACAAUUGCCGCCCUCACAAACGAAUGGCGUGGAAAUUCCUGAAGGGACGCGAACCGAAUGCCGAAGACUUCGGUGGAGUCCCGCCGAAAUUGGAAUCCCCGUUCGAUUCGCGUGCCGUCGAAGGAUGUCGAAUCAGUUUAUCCAAGUCCGCCGUUGGAGCGAGAAGUUUUCCUGGAUUCCCCGCGGUAAUGCGAUGUCGUUUGCUGCAGAUCCGUUCUGCUGCUGUUGCCACUACUAGUGGGUAGUGUGUAUCCAUCCGUGUUGCGAUUUCCACUGAACAUAGUUUCGGUGAGUGUGUGUGUUUUCUGAAAGCAGGUGUAAGCGCCCCAGUGCAAGUGGUGCAGUCAAACGACGCUAAUAAAGAUUAAACUUCACCCGCAAGUAUAAUGAGAAAGUCCCGAAUAAAGAAAAUUCGCAUAAAAUGAGACGACGGUGCAACGGGCAAGGCGCUCUGGUUGGCCUCGCUGCCUCCAGAGUGCGCCGAAGAAGAGGAAAUUACAGUGUACGAAGAAUUGGGAAAGUGACGCAACCACAGCCAAGAUUGGAAUCGGUGGCACCUGUAUGGACGGUGCCAGUCAUCGAAACGAAUUUCCCCGCCGACCACCCUCAAGGUGGAACCUCGAUUAACGACUACUGGAAAGGAGGGCCGAAAUUUAGUGCUCUGCUUCUGGUGGCUGCUGCCGCCGGAUGUUGCUGUUUUGGGGUUAUGGGCCCAGUUGUAGUGAGGGCUAGUGAGUUUCCCGAGCGGGAAUGUUGUGAUCCCGUUUAUCCACCGUUGCCGGAUCCGGAACCGAUUCCGCCGGGAGGAGCUGUCAUGCCGACUACCACCAUCUCGACCAGUUCCUCCGGUAUGGGUAUGGGGGGUGCGGGAAUGGGUGGUGGCCUGGGGAGUCUACCCGGUGGAAUUGAAGGAGCAGAAGGAAUCGUCGUGGGAGCACCUGGAGGAAUUAGCCACGUGGGAGUGUCGAAGAACACAAUUGGUUAUUCGGGACCGAACAUUAAGACUGCAAUAGCUAUAUUAAAUUGUAUAUUAGCGAGACAACUAUGUUUCGAGGAUCCAUCAUGUUCCGCCAUCCUAGAGAUCAUCCCACGAGUGUGCGGGCCAGUCCCUGUGGCCUGCAGUACGGUGACUGUGACCAAAUGUCAGGCAGCCCUGCGGACUCUGCAGGCGUUUCCGUUUUUUCGACCGACAUGCCUGUGCAAGGAGCCCGGAAUCGAUCCGGACUGUAACUACUUUCGGGACUUCCUGUUCGAUCAUCCGUGCGGUUUCGUGUCCAAGAAAGAAAAAGAUCCAUACCCAGUGGACGCACUCCCCACGUGCAAUCAUGCACUUUCCGUCUGUCAGCAGGAGCGAAAGUGCAUCAAACUGUUCGAAGAUUUCAAACUGCACUGCAAAGUGCGGGAAAACAAGUGCCGGAUGGAAGAUAGGGAAUUGUGCUACGAAGCAUGGACUAAUCUCCGAUUAUCGCCGAUGUUCGGAUGUAUUUGUCCGAAUAACCACAUGAAGCGCAGAUGUGAUAAAAUAUUUAGCGUUGUUAACCAUAAUCCCUGCGUUGUGCGAGCGAUGGGCAUGGACGAUAACUAUCAUCGCUUGCUGGACCAGAACAUGGCACUGAUCGAGACUCCGCUGGUGGCGCCUGCCCAUGCCUACUUUCCGCAGCACUUCAAGACGGCCCUCUAUCCGUACAACAUUUCGGGCUACCAUCGGCAACAUCAGCAUGGCCUUCAUGGUGGCCACUUUGGGUCACCGCAUGGCAACGGAAACGGGCAUGGCCAUAAUGGCGGCAUGGAAUACGGGUACCAUCUCGAAGCCUCGGUAGCGCCCGCAGUUGGCAACAUCCUGAUCAGUAUGGACGGAGAAGAUGAUGGGGCCGAUGCGGCUAUCGAGAACGGAAAAUUUUACGACAACGCGGUGGAAAGACACAUCGGAUCGGAUGAUAUAGAGGAGAAGGAAGCAGAGAUGAGUUUCAUCCAUUUCCAGAGCACUUGCCACCUGGCCAUGGACUCAUGCCGGUCGGAUCCAUCAUGCUACACGGCCUUCAAGACGGUUAUGAUGCAUUGUGACCUGCAUCGGUGCAAUCGGAACGCCUGCAUGAAUUCUCUCCAAAGUUUCUACAAGGGCAUCCACGAUGAUCUCAGUUUGGAUAUAGCGUUCUGUUUAUGCAGGAAAACCCCGAAUCGCCACGACAGCUGCAUGAUUGCUCAGGAAAAAUUGCAUCCGGCUUGCGCUCAGAGGCCUCCGGAGAAUCUCAGCCCGCAGGAAUCGAAUGGAGCCUUGUUCAGUCCGCCCCCGUCUUGCCAUGCGGUAGCUGAAAUGUGUCGACAGGACGAUGACUGCCGCUCCCGGUUGGAGGUCUUCGAACAGUCAUGUGCCGUGGAUAGUGUAACGAAAAAGUGUGCCGGCAAAACCAGUGCUUGCAGGCAAGCCAUGCUGGGAAUUCUGGGAACACCUCUUCGGACGAACUGCGCCUGUCAGGGGUCGGAGGUGCAACAGCUGUACGACUGUCUCGGUUGGCAGCGGCUACUCUGGCUGAAUCCUUGUGUCGUUGAAUCCCAAAAAGAUUUUCACUUAAAGCGUCUAGCUGAGCUAGGUUUGUUGACGACGACCACUACUCCUACGACGACAACAAUGCGCACAACUCGCACUACACAAGCUCCAACUCCACCGCCAACGAAACCGAAACCAGUCUACCGUCCGAAGCCAACCGUACCACAACCGAUCGAGACCAACUACAUUGAAACCCCGGAUACCCGUCCGGAAACCCUGGUGCACAAAGGCAAUGAACUGAUUGUACGAACCGAUCUGGACCUUCAUCCCACGGAGCUGGAACCCAGGGGGAAGGGCUCCCAUUCUUUCUCGGAAAAGGAUCAUCAAGAAGAAGAUCAAGAGGAAGAUGAUCAUUAUCGGCACUCGAAUGGCAACAACCGGAUACCCCACCAACGCCCCGAUGAACAGGUGCUGCAGAUGCUAACUACAGAGGUUGAAAUCGAAACGCUUCCUCCGACAACUACAACAACGACUACGCCGGAACCUACGACUACGCCGGUGCCGAUUCGGUACUGCGUCGUUCAACGUUCACAACAGUCUGAUCAGCACAUAGCGGAGGGAAAAAGUCGAAGGCUAUACAUGCUGGACGAUGCCGAGUGCAGCGAGCUGUGCACCUGCGGGGCAGGAGAAACACUAUCGCUGUCUUGUCACGCACUAUGCGUACCUCUGGCGCCGUGUCGGACAUCGCUGGCAUACUACAGUCACGCUGCUCCAGCUUAUCAAGCCUAUCGGGGGCGUUGUCUAUGCUACUCGGGCAGGUUUAUAUGUAUGCGACCACCCCCUGGCGAGUAUUCGCUACCAGGUGGAAUUUUUCUGUUACUAGGUUAUAGUUCAACCGACGAAGCACUGUUAAGACCGCACACUAAUUUAGGAGUUCAAGACGCUGUUAGAGCGUUGCAGCAGUAUGUGCAGCAGCAUAUAAAUAAUGAGACCUCUUGUAUAUUGACAUUAUUCAACAUCACCGAUGAAAAUAUCAUCCUAUCGAUAAGACUACCCCCGGACUCCAAACUAUCCAACCUGGAGUUACUUAGGCUAGAGAAGGACCAUUGUACAAAGAUCCUUGAAACCAUCAGUCAUCAAAUCAACCACCAGCACGUCGAGAUGUCCGCCCACCGUUUGCUGAGCAUCUUCAAAAUGGCCGAAGUGCAGGUUGUUUGGCCGGAAGUGAGCCGAGCCACCAUCAGCAGCACAAAAGGGCCACAUUUAGUUACUUUCCUGUUGGCGCUCAGCGCUCCAUCGGUCAUCCCCUUUGUCCGAUGGGGGCAACUGUCAUUCUUCCGGAGGAGCGUCACGUGACGUUAGGUUUCGUCAUUGGUCAUCGUCGUCGUCAUCGUCAUCAUAGGCUACUGUAAUCUCACGUCCAAACCGCGCCUGUGUGUAUGUAAGUAGACGCGCUCUGUUAAUUCCUCAUCAACAAGAGACAAACAUCUGAUGACAAAUUGAUACGCUUCGUUACUUCGGCUUCAUCCCAAGAUACGCUCUGAUCUACAAUAAUCUACACAGCAUCUACUUGACAUCGUUAUACAAUGACCAUGUUUUACUAUGUAAAAAGAAUCCCAAAUCAUCCCCACAAAGUCAUGCUAUACUCUACGGAAACAUGUUGAUCCAUUGAACUGUUACACACUAUUGCGCCCUCACUAGUCAUACAAUACAUAGGUUUUAGAGAAGAAAUGGUUUGCUAUAAGAUAGAGGAAAAUAUUGUUCAGAACAAAACAAAGGGAAACAGUUACGUUUUUUACUUGAAAUAAGAACCGCAAAGUGUGAGAACUAAUGUAAAAAGUUGCGCGUUGGAAGUUUCAUUCUUUUCGAAAUGUCGUUUUUUGAGUGCUUUAGGGGCGAAUGGGCAUCGGUGUGAGUGAGUUGACUGUACCGUAGACAAUGUGUUCUAGAAAAAAAAAAACUAAAUAAAGACAACAAACAAAAGCAAAUCAGACAGGUAGCAUAGCUCGGUGGCGUUGGUGUGCGGUAAACCUGGUAAUCGUAAUGUAGCGUAAUGAAUAUUUAAUUUGUGUUCGUUGUUAGUUGUGGGUAGUUAGAGAAUUUCCCUGCUGGGGAGGUCGCGAAGCGAGAUGACGAUGACAUACGGCUACUGGCAGUGUAGAGUUCGUAUAUCUCACUUCCAACGGCUUCCUUCGGCUGCUAUCGCAUACUCAUUUGAACAGCUGGGAGAACUAAACUGAAAAAAAAAACAACUCUAAAAUUGGAUCAGAAUAGACUGACUGAGUGUGGUGGUGAGAGGUUUGUUGGAGAUUUCCCUAGAGUGAGCGAUGGAAACAGGAAUUGGUUGUGAACAAUGCGAAUGGUUGAUGCAAUGUAAUGGGACAGUUUGAAGUUUUGACGGACAAGUGCUUUAAUCGGUCUAUAGGUAAUAAUCAGAAUUGGUAAACUAACACAAUGUUGGUGUAGGAAAGAAUGCUUGACAUAAGGUAGUCUGAUUUGAUUGGAAGGGCAAAGAGUUGAGUACCGUUAACACAUGGAAAAUCCACUUAUGUGCUACGUGCACUCCCCAUCCCAAUUGUGUACGUUUCCAUCUCAAUCAAUUCGAAUCUGAAUUUUUCAUCAGCUGAGAGCUAUCCCUCAUCUCACAACAUCCAACGGCUUCGGAACCUUUUUCGCAAGAAGCAGGGCACAACGCUUGACGAGUCCCGGACCAAACGGGGAUCGGAAGCGAAGUGCAUUGGUAAUGAAAUUCAAAUAAAACCGGAACCGGCAAACCAUACUUGUAUUCGGUGCUUUUCUGGCUCAAUACAAGCCAGGGCUAGGGGUUUACGAGAGAAG
Aedes aegypti (yellow fever mosquito) is the source of this 5659-nucleotide messenger RNA. RefSeq lists its product as uncharacterized. The transcript has 17 exons. Bases 755 to 4177 code for a protein of 1140 amino acids. The record is from RefSeq and is a predicted model, not a curated record. Gene Ontology annotation, cellular component: signaling receptor complex; external side of plasma membrane. Lineage: Eukaryota; Metazoa; Arthropoda; Insecta; Diptera; Culicidae. Gene Ontology annotation, molecular function: signaling receptor activity. Gene Ontology annotation, biological process: nervous system development.